CGGAACCAGGCCUGAUUCCGGGCCGCAGCUCCGGGAACAUCCCGCCUGUCAGCAUCCAGGGCGGGGAGUCCGAUCGGGGCUGCUAGCCUGGGAAACCCGUGAUCCAGACGAGACGUUUUGUCCCAGCAGAGAUGCUGAAUGACCAGAUGGCUGCAGCCAUCUUGGCUGCGACGCUCUGCUUUGCUGCCAGCUGCGUCUGGGCGGCGGCCGACUGCUCGCCGUCCCCCACCGAGGCCUCCGGCGGCGCCCGGCUCCUGACCGCCGUGGUGGACGCUCAGAGGGCUGAGCGGGCCCGAAGGCAACACCUGGAGGCGCUGUUCCAUAGAUACGGAGAGAACGGCUCCAUCUCUCUGGACGGCCUGAAGCGUCUGCUGCAGAGCGUCGGCCUCGACCGGAUCCGGAACGUCAUGGUGAAGCACCGGGAAGAACCCGGCCACCACCAUCAGCACCAAACGCAUCAUCACCAUCACCAUCCGGGUCGGCACCCGGCUGCCGACCACAACAGAACCGAGGACCUGCAGCAACCAGCCCACUACGGCAGAACCGCAGACGGCAGAACCGCAGACGGCAGAACCGCAGACGGCGCCGGAUUGUUGGUGAAAACCCAAAAGAGAAGCUUGGCUGGAGAAGGAGGGACCACGGUCGUUAAAACCGAGCCAGCGGACCAGGAUCAUCUGCAGAACCGCCUGGAGAAUGAAGAGGUUCGGCUGACACAGGAAGAGUGCCUGAACGCCUCGGGCCUCCUCCUCUCACACGGGAUGUCCCAGGAAGGAGGCGUCGCCCUGGGAGACUUUGCCUUCCUGUGCCCCGCCCUCCUCCACCAGAUCGACAGCGGGGCGUGUCUCCUGCACGGCGACGCCUCCCGACACGAAGACGCAGGACAUAAACACCAUAAACAUUCACACGGUCACCAUGGAAACCACAGCGAGCCCCACGGCGGCGAAAACGGCAAACACAUCACAACAGCCUGGGUCGGCGGCUUCGUCUCCAUCACCGUCAUCAGCAUGCUGUCGCUGCUGGGCGUCCUGCUCAUCCCGCUCAUGAACAGAGUCUUCUUCAAGUUCCUGCUCAGCUUCCUGGUGGCGCUGGCCGUGGGAACGCUGAGCGGCGACGCCUUCCUGCACCUCAUUCCCCACUCUCAUGGGAACCACGACCACUACCAUCACCAUGACGACCACUACCAUCACCUGGGCGACCAAUACCAUCACCAUGACGACCACUACCAUCACCUGGGCGACCCCAACGACCUUCACCCUCACGGCGACGCCGAGGAGAACAUGGACGGCGUGUGGAAAGGCCUGACGGCUCUGGGCGGAGUCUACUUCAUGUUCCUGAUCGAACACUUCCUGACUCUGGGAAAAAUGUACAAAGACAAGAAGCAGAAGGUCCAGAAGAAGUGGGACCAGACGGACAAAUCGGACCCGGAGAAGCAGCCGGCUCUGGAGGAGAGUGGGCUGAAGCCAAGCGAAGACGUGGAGCCGAACGGCGCCGGAGCGUUCGGCGAGCUUCCCGGCGGCGUGUCGGAGGAGGAGCAGGUGAUGCUGGCGCCGCAGGUUUCCGUGGCGCCGCAGCAGACGUACGGCCGGCCCGACGGCGCCGGGUACUCGGCCGAGGACUGCGAGAACAAAUGCCACUCCCACUUCCACGACACGGUGGGGCAGGCGGACAGCCUGCACCACCAUCACCAUGACUACCACCACAUCCUGCACCACCACCACUCCCAGAACCACCACCCCCAGCCACGCCACAGCCACGCCCACUCCUACUCCGAGGAGCACUUCCAGCAGGCCGGCGUCGCCACGCUGGCCUGGAUGGUCAUCAUGGGCGACGGCCUGCACAACUUCAGCGACGGCCUCGCCAUCGGAGCCGCCUUCAGCGAGAGUCUGUCCAGCGGGCUGAGCACAUCGGUGGCCGUUUUCUGCCACGAGCUUCCACACGAGCUGGGUGACUUUGCGGUGCUGCUGAAGGCGGGCAUGACGGUUCGCCAGGCCAUCCUCUACAACGUUCUGUCGGCCAUGACGGCGUACCUCGGCUUGGUGACGGGGAUCCUGAUUGGCCACUACGCUGAAAACAUUUCCACCUGGAUCUUUGCCCUGACGGCCGGCCUCUUCAUGUACGUGGCGCUGGUGGACAUGGUGCCGGAGAUGCUGCACAACGACGCCGGCGACCACGGCUUCAGCCACUGGGGCUUCUUCCUGCUGCAGAACGCCGGCAUCCUGCUGGGCUUCUGCAUCAUGCUGCUCAUCGCACUGUUUGAGCACAAAAUCCAGCUGGACCUGGGGUUCUGACCCGCGCUGCGCUGCAUCCUGCUUCAGUUUACGGCAGGAAGCCUGGAGGGAGCCUGGAGGAAUCCUGGAGGGAGCCUGGAGGAAUCCUGGAGGGAGCCUGGAGGAAUCCUGGAGGGAGCCUGGAGGAAUCCAGGCCUGGAGUCGCUCAGCCGGGUUCACAGGUGGAAACCGUCUGGAGUUUCUUCUGAGUUUCUUUCACUAUGAACACAUUAAGUUUCUGUCUGAACUUCAUCUUUUGGGUCAAUGAGUUUAGUUUUUAAAUCAUUUUUAGGUUUUUCUCAGUGAAACCUGAUCAGUGUUAUAAAGGUACAACCGUCCAAACCACAGUUCCUGUUAAACCUGAUUCUGUAUAAACCUGACAGGAAGCAGAAGACGGGUCAUGAGUUACUUUUAGGUUUCUUUUUUUAAAUGAAUUCUUGUUUUUUCCGCUGAUAUUUGUGGAGUUUUGUGUUCAUGUUGAAUCUGUUUCUCGUUAAAAUGACAUUUUUCCCAAACAGCUUUAGAAACUUCAGCUCUGAAAUGUUAAACAGGAAAUAAUCCCUGAAAUGAAAUGAUUGAUAGAAGCACCAACAGGCGAUGCGUUCAGGAACUGAAGGAGCUUUUAGACUCACAUGUUGGUCCUCUAAAUGAUUCGGCUGCUUUUAAAGCUCCGUUUUAUUAAAAUAAGUC
Poeciliopsis prolifica (blackstripe livebearer) is the source of this 2957-nucleotide messenger RNA. Its product is annotated as zinc transporter ZIP6-like. Gene Ontology annotation, biological process: intracellular zinc ion homeostasis; zinc ion import across plasma membrane. Gene Ontology annotation, molecular function: zinc ion transmembrane transporter activity. Gene Ontology annotation, cellular component: membrane. The record is from RefSeq and is a predicted model, not a curated record. Lineage: Eukaryota; Metazoa; Chordata; Actinopteri; Cyprinodontiformes; Poeciliidae.